GUUACAAAUGACAUAAUUUAUGUUUAUGUAUAUAGUGUGCAGAUUCUUCGUCUCUACAAAUCUUAUUAGAUAGACAGUUGCUUGCUGACCAACGACAACGUCUGACUGAAGAGCAAGCUCGUGUUGCAGCCGAACAAGCUGCUCAGCACCAGGAAAUGUUACGGGCCCAGGCUGAGCAUGCAAGAUUAACAACUAAUCAGGACACACAAGCAAGACCACCAACUAAUUCAGGGUCAGCCUCAAGCUAUGCCAAUGGAUUAGCACAAGCAAGCGCUCUUCUUCAAAAUCCACAAUUUGCAAACCAAUACAGCCAGUUGAGUCCGGAAUUGCAACAACAACUACUUCGUAACCGAGAACAAUUGGCUGCUUUGAUCGAACAACACAGUAAAGACAACAAGAUGUUUGCUCGCUAGACUUUUUAUACGUACACAUACACAUAUACACACCCACUAUCUUUCUUUCUUUCUUUCUUUCUUUCUCUCGCUCACUUGCAUGUACUCACUUACUCGCUCACACUCAAACACUCACAUAUGCAUACGUAUGUGUAUACUAUUUUAUUCUGCUGUACGUGAAUAAUAUUUCUUACCUUUUGUUUGUAUACGAUAUACACCCAACACCUAUAUUUACACUGUCUUACUUGCUUACUCGCACUCUUUAACACUCACUCACAUGCAUAAUAAAAGAUAUAUAUAUAUAUAUAUUUAGACAAGAU
Molecule: messenger RNA, 712 nt
Organism: Phycomyces blakesleeanus NRRL 1555(-)
Lineage: Eukaryota; Fungi; Mucoromycota; Mucoromycetes; Mucorales; Phycomycetaceae
Exons: 2
Coding region: 156-413 (85 amino acids)
Source: RefSeq, a predicted model, not a curated record